GCGACUAACUUCACAUCAUUACGUUCAACAAAUUUUGAAAGAUGGCUACCGUAAAGUUUGCAGUGGUUGAUGUUGGUGAUUUUCUAGCGAAAAAACAAGCCGCCGAGCCGGAUUUGGCGACAGAAUGGGCUAAACUAGAAGAGCUAUACAAUAAAAAAUUAUGGCAUCAGUUGACGCUAAAAUUGAUGGACUUUGUGAAACAUUCCUCGCUGCAGCGCGGCGACAAUCUAAUACAGCUGUACAAUAACUUUCUAUGCACAUUUGAGAACAAGAUUAACCCACUCUCGUUGGUAGAGAUCCUGGCAUUCACCGUGCAGCAGUACUCCAACAAGAAAGACGCCAUCGCUUUCCUCGAGAAGGUGGAGCCUAAAGUCAAAGCUAACGAUGAAGCGCUCACACUAUGCAAGGUCCUGCAAGGCCAGAUCUACUUGGAGCAGCUCAACGACCUGGACGCCACGGAGCGUAUCAUCACAGACAUUGAAGGCACGCUGGAAGACGCCGACGGAGUCACCCCCGUGCACGGACGGUUCUAUAAGCUUGCUGCUGAGUACUACAGGGUCCGCGGCCCCAUGGCCCGCUACUACCGCGCGGCGCUGCGCUACCUGGGCUGCAGCCGCGGCGGCGCCGACCUGCCGCCCGCCGAGCGCCGCGCCGUGGCGCUCCGCCUCGCGCUGGCCGCCGUCAUCGCGCCCACCGUCUACGACCUCGGCGAGCUGCUGGUCCAUCCUAUUCUGGAAUCCCUGCAAGGUACAUCAGACGAGUGGGCGCACGCGCUCCUUCAGGCAGUCGCGGCCGGCGACGUGGCAGCCUUCGACCGCGUGAGGACUGCGCACCCCCAUCCGGACAUACAGCGCGCUGACCGUCAGCUGCGACAGAAGAUCGCCAUCCUGUGUCUAAUGGAGAUGGCGUUCAACCGUACAUCAGCUCAACGGAAGCUGACGUUCGCGGAGAUAGCACGCGAGGCGAGGGUGCCGCUUGAAGAGGUGGAGUUAUUAGUUAUGAAAGCCCUGGCUGAGAACCUUAUCAAGGGACACAUCGACCAAGUGAGCUCGACGGUGUGCAUCCGCUGGGUGCGGCCCCGCGCGCUGGGCCGGGCCGGCGCCCGCGCGCUGGCGGCGCGGCUGGACGCGUGGUGCGGCGCCGUGGCGGCCGCCGCCGGCCUGCUGCAGCGGCGGGCGCCCGAGCUGCUCACACUCUAGCGCACACGCAACCGAUCGUGUUUGUGAGGAAGGGAUCCUGAAACUGAAGAAUCUUACACCCAUAUUCCAAAAUGUUCACUCGGAACUUGCUAGACUCCCUCGUCAGAACUCAGCUCUAAAUUGGUAUUCUUAUACAGCGCCUCAACCCUAACUCGGGUUUACUCCAGUCAGGCAUGACGUCAUUUUCGUAUUAUUAUGUUGGCAGUAUGAUUAUGACACUUAAAUGUUGAAUAGGUACUCAUUCACUUCAUUGAGUGCCUAUCAACCUGCUUGAAAUUUAAAAAGAGUGAAUUAGCUCAGAUGAAUUAAGUUCCCGAAGGGAUUUUUACUGAUAAAAAGUUUCAAUACUUCAGUGAAUAAAGUAAACUUGAAGUUAACUUAAAUGCACCCAGGUGAAUAAGGUGAAUAAAGUUUUUAAAAAGUAAAUGCACCCUGAAGAUUAAAGAUUGCAGCGUGGUGGAGUAUGCUCCAUACCCCCUCCGGUUGAUUGUGGGGAGGCCUGUGCCCAGCAGUGGGACGUAUAUAGGGUUUAUGAUAUGUAUGUUGUAUGUAUGGUGAUUAUAGAUUACUAAAAGUUAGUUUAAUGCACCUAGGUGAAUUAGCUCGGGUGAAUUAAGUUUACGAAGGGGUUUGACUCCAGUGAGUAAAGUCCUCAAGCCGAGGAGGUGAAUGUCAACUUGAAAUAUCAAAAUGGCGGAAAUGAAGGGCGCGUCGAGUGAACAUCUUAGAACACGGUUGUCAGUGUUUUAAAAAGGAUUGCAUUACAAUAGUUAUUAUAUACCUGAUAUUUCGAUGUAUUUGCAUAAAAAUAUAGUUAAAGCAUUUGUAACA
Messenger RNA from Pectinophora gossypiella (pink bollworm), 2030 nucleotides. It is a transcript of the gene Rpn9, whose product is annotated as 26S proteasome non-ATPase regulatory subunit 13. Gene Ontology annotation, biological process: ubiquitin-dependent protein catabolic process. Gene Ontology annotation, cellular component: proteasome regulatory particle, lid subcomplex; cytosol; nucleus. The record is from RefSeq and is a predicted model, not a curated record. NCBI's taxonomy places the organism in Eukaryota, Metazoa, Arthropoda, Insecta, Lepidoptera, Gelechiidae. Gene Ontology annotation, molecular function: structural molecule activity. The transcript is spliced from 9 exons. Bases 42 to 1199 code for a protein of 385 amino acids.